Messenger RNA from Hordeum vulgare subsp. vulgare (domesticated barley), 777 nucleotides. Its product is annotated as low molecular mass early light-inducible protein HV90, chloroplastic-like. The transcript has 2 exons. NCBI's taxonomy places the organism in Eukaryota, Viridiplantae, Streptophyta, Magnoliopsida, Poales, Poaceae. Bases 102 to 620 code for a protein of 172 amino acids. The record is from RefSeq and is a predicted model, not a curated record.
ACCAGUAAACACAAUACAACAAGCAGCAAGUAGCAAUCAUCUAGCUGCAGCAUCUGUAGUUUCCUUCUCUUCUUCGUCCACCUUCCGCGGCUAGCUGAUUAAUGGCAACCAUGAUGACCAUGAGCUCCGUUGCCGGUGCCGCCGUCCUGCCGCGUGGCUCGGCCGGCCAUUUUGGUGCCCAAUCUCUACCUGCGAUGGGCCGGCGCGCCCUUGUCGUCAGGGCACAAACCGAGGGCCCGAGUGCACCACCGCCAAACAAACCCAAGGCGAGCACCUCGAUCUGGGACGCGCUGGCAUUCGCCGGCCCCGCACCCGAGCGCAUCAACGGGCGCCUCGCCAUGGUGGGCUUCGUGACGGCGUUGGCGGUGGAGGCAGGCCGCGGCGACGGACUCCUCUCGCAGCUUGGCAGCGGCACCGGGCAGGCGUGGUUCGCCUACUCCGUGGCGGUGCUGUCCGUGGCGUCGCUGGUGCCGUUGCUCCAGGGCGAGAGCGCCGAGGGCAGAGCCGGCACCAUCAUGAACGCCAACGCGGAGCUCUGGAACGGCCGCUUCGCCAUGCUCGGACUUGUUGCUCUGGCGGCCACGGAGAUCAUCACUGGCGCGCCCUUCAUCAACGUGUAGAAUAAACUAGCUCUGUCUUCGGCCUAGGACAUGUAAAUGAUGAGAAUUGAUCAUCCUCAUAUUCUUUGUAGUUCUUAUACUAAUUCGACAAAGACAGCUCAUACUACCAGGGCGAAGCUGCUUUGUUUCUCAUUUAAUAAGAUCUUCCUUUUAUGAA